This is a messenger RNA of Echinococcus granulosus, 1272 nucleotides long. RefSeq names its product LIM/homeobox protein Lhx9. The record is from RefSeq and is a predicted model, not a curated record. Gene Ontology annotation, biological process: neuron differentiation; regulation of transcription by RNA polymerase II. NCBI's taxonomy places the organism in Eukaryota, Metazoa, Platyhelminthes, Cestoda, Cyclophyllidea, Taeniidae. The coding region runs from base 1 to 1272 and encodes 423 amino acids. Gene Ontology annotation, cellular component: nucleus. The transcript has 8 exons. Gene Ontology annotation, molecular function: DNA-binding transcription factor activity, RNA polymerase II-specific; RNA polymerase II transcription regulatory region sequence-specific DNA binding.
AUGCGCUUCCUUCUCUGUUGGCAGAGCGAGGAGAACGCGACGGUGAUGGUCUCAACUUUUCGAGAAAAGGCUACAUCCUCAACUGCAAAUCAGUCGAGAUGGAUUGGAUGUAUUCACUUCACAAUUGACAGUUUGCAAGAACUGCUUGUGAUGAAGCCAAUCAAGACACAGGGGACGGACGCACGAGCUUUCCAUUGGUUGGCUCAAUCCAAUCAGCAGUGGAAGCGCUAUCGAACCACCAUGCGGACCUCUUGGGCACCAUUGUAUAGCUUCAUGGAAUGCUCGCACGCUCUAGAGGAGGGAUUUCUUUCCGUGGAUGAGUGUCACAUUCCAGAUACUUCAAAGCACAUAGGGGAUUUGGUUGUCAGUCCCUAUGAGGCCACUUACGAAUAUCCCGACCAGCCAAUAAACAUCGUCUGCGCUAACUGCAGCAAACCAAUCAUAGAGCGGCAUUACCUCCUAGCCGAUGGCCAAUUUUGGCACGCGACAUGUUUGCGAUGCGCGCUUUGCGGUUGCGAUCUCCAGUGGCAAACAUCGUGUUUUCAUCACAAAGGGCGUCUGCUCUGUUGGCAGGAUUAUGCAAAUUGUACUACAUGUCCCACCUGUGACCGACGUUUUUGCGAAGGCGAUCUCGUCAUUUCCUUUCAAAUGGGUUUGUCCUUCCACGUUGAAUGUCUUCGAUGUCGAACAUGCGAAGCGACUUUUCAAAUUGGUGACCGAUGUUUCGUGGAAAACGGUGGACGUCAUGGCGUCUCCUGUCUCACCUGCCACCAUCUAAAGCCGCGGAAAACACGAAGUCGCCCUGCCUUUUUUCAGAUGACUUCAAACUUCACCACCUCGUCAUCCUCCUCUUCUACUGAAGUCACCGGUGGAGAGAUUCAGGGAAAGGCAAAAAACCGCCCCAUCUCCAAUGCUUCCAUCGCUUCAGAUAAUUCUCAGAAACGGAUUCGAACCUCCUUUAAGCACGAUCAACUUCGUCUGAUGAAAGCCUACUUUAGGAUGAAUCAAAAUCCCGACUCAAAAGAGCUACGACACCUAUCAGCUCAAACCAGCCUAUCAAAACGCGUCCUUCAGGUUUGGUUUCAAAACGCCCGGGCUAAAUAUCGUAGGUGGACAACAAAUUUGGAGGUUAAAGCCAAUGAAGUACAAACCCCAGAGACUGGCGACAACCAAAUGCCAACGGACACAAGCGAGGACGCCGCGACAAUGGAGGAGCCCACACACUCGUGUAGUUUUGACUCGUCAUUCACUCACAAAACGAGCAUUGUAUGA